UUCAUUUCCGUGUUGUUGUUGCUGUGCUGUCAUUUUUUCCGUUUAUUUGAUUUUCUGAGAUUUCCCUAGGGAUCGAAGAUGACGGUUGGGGCUGGGAUCUCUGUGAGCGAUGGGAGGUUGAAUGUGGUUGGGGAGACUAUAUUGACCGAUGUUCAUGACAACAUCAUCGUGACGCCGGCCGCCGGAGGAAUCCUGACAAAUGGAGCCUUCCUCGGCGUUGUUUCCGAUCAGAUUGGUAGCCGCAGGGUUUUCCCCGUCGGCAAACUCAUGGAUUUGAGGUUUAUGUGUGUUUUCCGGUUCAAGUUGUGGUGGAUGACACAGAGGAUGGGCAGUUAUGGCCAGGACAUUCCGUUUGAGACGCAAUUCCUGAUCGUCGAAGGGCGGGAUGGUUCGCAUUUCGGCGAAGAUGAGAAGGAACAAUCAGCUCAAUAUGUUGUGUUCUUGCCGAUUCUAGAGGGAAAUUUUAGGGCUGUUUUGCAAGGAAAUGCAAAUAAUGAGCUGGAAAUUUGCUUGGAAAGUGGGGAUCCUGCUGUUCAAGAGUUCGAUGGGAGCCAUAUGGUGUUUGUUGGAGCUGGAUCUGAUCCAUUUGAUGUCAUUACCAAUGCAGUCAAGACUGUGGAGGGGCAUUUAAAGACUUUCAGUCAUCGUGAGAGGAAGAAGAUGCCGGACAUGUUGAACUGGUUCGGAUGGUGUACAUGGGAUGCCUUCUAUACUAAUGUUACUGCCCAGGGAGUGAAGCAGGGUUUGGAGAGUUUGGAGAAAGGCGGGAUUCCCCCAAAGUUUGUAAUUAUUGAUGACGGGUGGCAGUCAGUUGGCAUGGAUCCAACUAGUGAGAAAACAGAAGCAGAUAACUGUGCUAACUUCGCGAACAGAUUAACAAAUAUCAAGGAGAACCACAAAUUUCAAAAGGAUGGGAUAGAGGGUGAAAGAAUUGAGGAUCCAGCAAAAGGAAUCCGGCACAUUGUUUCAGAAAUCAAAGAUGAACACUCUGUCAAGUAUGUCUAUGUGUGGCAUGCAUUGGCUGGUUACUGGGGUGGUGUCAAACCUGAAGCAGCUGCAAUGGAGCAUUAUGAGUCCAAGAUGAUUUUCCCUGUCUCAUCUCCUGGGGUUGAGUCGAAUGAACCAUGUGAUGCCUUCAAUAGCAUUGCCAAGAGUGGCCUUGGUUUAGUUAAUCCUGACAAAGUCUUUAGUUUCUACAAUGAGUUGCACUCAUACCUUGCAUCAGCUCGCAUUGAUGGUGUCAAGGUAGAUGUCCAGAACAUUCUCGAAACCCUUGGAGCCGGCCAUGGUGGAAGAGUGAAGCUUGCUCAGAAAUACCACCAAGCACUGGAGGCGUCUAUCUCAAGAAACUUCCCAGAUAAUGGGAUCAUUUCCUGCAUGAGCCACAACACAGAUGGUUUGUACAGUUCCAAGCGAUCUGCUGUUAUAAGAGCAUCAGAUGACUUCUGGCCGCGCGAUCCAGCAUCACACACUAUCCACAUUGCAUCAGUUGCUUACAACACCGUUUUUCUUGGGGAGUUUAUGCAACCAGAUUGGGAUAUGUUCCAUAGUGUGCAUGAAAUGGCCGAAUACCAUGGAGCAGCACGAGCCGUGGGAGGUUGUGCUAUAUAUGUCAGCGAUAAGCCCGGGCAGCACGACUUCAACCUUCUCAGGAAGCUCGUGCUUCCUGAUGGCUCCAUCUUGAGGGCUAAACUUCCAGGAAGACCAACUCGCGAUUGCCUCUUCUCAGACCCCGCUAGAGAUGGAAAAAGUUUGUUGAAAAUCUGGAAUCUGAAUGAUCACAAUGGAGUUGUGGGGGUGUUCAAUUGCCAAGGAGCCGGGUGGUGUAAGACUGGAAAGAAGAACCUCAUUCACGACGAACAUCCUGGAACCAUUACUGGAGUCAUUCGAUCCAAAGACGUUGAUUAUCUUCCAAGAGUCACGGAUGACAAGUGGAAGGGAGACACGGUUGUCUACGCUCACCUGCAGGGAGAUGUGGUCUAUCUGGCCAAGAAUGCUUCUCUCCCCAUCACGCUCAAGACCAGAGAAUACGAGGUCUUCACAGUGGUUCCGGUGAGGGGGCUGUCGAAUGGCGCUGCAUUUGCGCCUGUUGGCCUCACCAAGAUGUUCAACUCAGGAGGAGCGAUCAAGGGAUUGAAGUACGAAGCAGAGAAGGCGGGAAGUGUUGAGAUGGAAGUGCGCGGGUGUGGCACGUUUGGAGCGUACUCGUCUCUCAGACCUAAAAGAAUUGAAGUGGAUGCAAAGGAGGUUGAGUUCGAGUACGAGGAAGCAAGUGGGUUCAUCACACUUGCCUUGGGAGUUCCAGCCAAGGAGUCCUACCUUUGGAGUGUUGUUGUUCAACUAUGAACAAUCCAUUGUCGUUAUCAAGAUUGUUGCAUUGCUAGAUUUGGGGGGGUCCACAUACCUCCGAUGACUCGAUAGGAGUUUAUGGCGAGAUCAUUUUUUUCUUUUGCAUUCCCAUUAAUAAAUGCAGUUGAGAAUAAAUAAGAUUGAGCUUCUCAAUCUCAGUUUAGCAUUGGAGGAAACUGGAGAAAGGAGAUUGACAAUUUUAAGGAGGAAUUUGCUUUUGCAUUAUGAAAUAGUACAAGCAACUCCUUUGUUCUUAUUA
Molecule: messenger RNA, 2608 nt
Organism: Salvia hispanica
Lineage: Eukaryota; Viridiplantae; Streptophyta; Magnoliopsida; Lamiales; Lamiaceae
Product: seed imbibition 1
Source: RefSeq, a predicted model, not a curated record